GUCAGUGGUGUUUGGGGAGGGUAUCGAUUUUUACACAUUUCUUCAUUGAACAGCGCAUUUAUAGUAAACUGGUUUUCAUUUGGAUUAGCGAAUAAGGACAAAAGUAAAGAAAGCCAACUAUUUUUUUGUAAAGCCAUGAAACCCCUUCUACACUAAACCUCGAGAAAAUAUUUUAUAAAUGUUAAUAAAUAUUAAAUGUUAACACUGUUACCAGGGAUAACAGAUUUGCUGUCGUCAAAAAUACCAAAUAAAUUGAACUACAAAAAACUAAAGAUAUGAUUAAAAUGCGGCCAUAUGUCCCAUCAAACCAUAUCGCAGUGCGUGACUCAGUUGACGAGGACAUAAGUGACGAUAUCGAUGACGAUGUUUUUAUUAAGGAUGCACGCUCAUCUAAGUCAAAUGAUGAAAAAGGGGUAAAACGUCCUCUAAUGAACCCUCGACGUAAGAAUGGUAAAAUUCAGGAUUCAGGGCCUAUUAUGAAAAAGCAUAGGCAUUGUUGGCGCUGUUGUGAGCCAUUUUGUUAUGGGCUUGCAGUAUUUACUAUAAUAAUUUCUAUAAUAAGCUUUGCUGCACUGAUGCUAACCAUGUUCCCUCAACCUAUGCAAAAAAUAAAGGUUUGGUUUAAGCCAGAUUCACUAUUCGUUGAUGUCACAAACAUUGAUACACAAUUCAGCACCUAUGGUAGUAGUAUGGGUAGUGAGUUCGUUCCAUGUACUCAAAUAAGCGUUCAAAAAGUUUGGGUGAAAACAUUUUUUCGCAUGAACAGUGAAAGUCCAGUUCGAAAAUCUGACUUGAAUGGUGAUGGAAUAAAGGACAUUAUAUUCGGAUACGGUGUUGACGACAGCAUUCAAUCUGAAAGGGUCACCCUUCCGAAAUGUAAAUCUGCUCAGAAUGACGAUGAAAUUCUUUGUGAAGGUGGAGUUAUUGCUGUAAACGGAGCUAAUGGUGAACUGCUCUGGCAAUCAUGGAGUAUUGCUAAUGUAUUUUCACUUUUGUGUACACUUGAUAUUGAUCGAGAUGGUUAUCCAGACUGCGUGGCAGCAGGGCGCUUAGGAAUGAUUUUUGCAAUAAACGGUCGUAACGGUAAUAAUAUUUGGGAGUUUCACGAAGCUGAAGUUGAAACAAAUUCUCCAAUAAUUAUGGAUCUUUAUACAAUUAAUUUAGUGCGAGAUUUAGAUGGCGAUGAAGUACCCGAAAUACUCGCUGCGCACUUAGAAGAACGAGACGAAUCUAAAUCUGGGCAUAUCAAAAUUAUUUCUGGUAGAUUAGGUAAAGUUAUACGCACAAUACCGACUCCAUUCAAAGAGGAAGUGUUUGUUCCACUUCAAGUUAUUACUAAACGAGACGGUACAGAGCUCUUGGUAAUAAUUACAGGAGGUCAAACAACGCCUGGUGGAAUUUAUAGUGUGCGAUUGUUGUCACUAAUGAAGUUCACUAGUGAAAAAGAGUUUACUCCACUCCUUCAGAACAACAGUUCUGGUCUAAUGGUACCUUCUGUAAUAACGGAUAUUACAGGUGAUGGAGUAGCAGAUAUUGUAGUUUCUUCAUUUAAUUCAACAGUUUUUGCAUUUGAUGGAUAUAGUUACAGCCAUUUAUGGAAUUUUACUUUUCCGAAUAGCGAAAGUGUGAGUGAAAUUGUUCCAGGUCAUUUUAAUCGGGAUAAUGUAACAGAUUUUAUGGUGAAAUAUAAUACUGGACCCGGAUUUCCAGUAUAUUAUUAUUCGCAAACAACAAUAUUGGAUGGUAAAACUGGCACACCUCUACUAGAUGCUAUGAUGACGGAUUCAGGAGGUUCGAAUAGUUUACUUGGAGGUGUUUCGAUUUCACAAUCAUUUGGUGGAGAUUUUUUUCUUCAUUGGCAAAUGCAGUGUCGGGGCAAAUACAAUGCCAAAGAUGUAUAUAAAUUUAUACCAGAUAGUGAUAUUAUAUUGCAAGCUCGUGCGGAUACCUGCCGUCUUCGAUAUAAUGAGUCAACUGUAGUAAAACUAUAUGCUAUUGCUCGUCACUUGGAACCACCAGGAGCAGUGCUUUUUAGUACAGAUGACUUAGAGGUGCAGUUAAAACGUACAAAAAGGAUAAAAACUAAUAAACAAAAUCUUAAUUCACCAUUAAAGCAUCCAAAAUUAUUAAAAAAACUUUUGGCAAAUCGGGCACAGUUGUUAAAAAACGUUGCUGUAGCAGAAAAUAUUAUUAAUAAUGAAGUACUUUCGAAUAACAUACAACCAAAACGACUUAAAGAGAAUUCAUUACUUAAUCCAAUCCUUGAACAAGAAGUGUUACAGGAAAUAUUACCAAAUAAUGAUCUUUCUGCAAAUAACGCAUUUGAACAGGUGAAGGAGUACUUUGGAAAUAACUACCCAAAGGACUAUGAGUCUGAAAACCCGCAUACGCAAGCAGAGGAAUACGAUAUGCUCUAUAACGACAACGACACGCCACAGGAACUAACACAGAAGGAGCGUCCCAUACGAUUACGUAGUAAAUAUCCAGGCAAUCGAGAUAUAAGAAGUGAUAUUUCAACAUUUGACAAUAGCGGGAAUGAAACACAACCCUUAUCUAUUGGUGGAGUUCCAAAAAACAACUUAGACAAACAGGAGCCGCUUAAUUUAUGGGACCUAGAAAUGGAAAAAGAAGAAAGGGAUGCCCUAAAAAAUACUCAUAAAUACGACUAUGUUUCAGAGGAUCAAAACAUGAUGAAUAAACUUAAACGAGCAGAAAACACGAUAACAGUAUCUGAAACAUCAAGCACAACUACGGCAUUCGUAGAAGACAAUAACUGGUUCUUGGCUUCAAUUUCAUCAACAGGAGUCCUCUUAAAAUCAUUAAACGGCUCUAAAUCAUCGCUGGAUUUUGUUUUUAUACUUAAUAUUCGUGAAUCUGAAACAUAUCCACCACUGUUACUAGCACAAGACCUUAAAUGUGUUGAAAAGAAAAUUAGUGCUUAUAAGAGUUAUACUGCGGAAAAUAUGCGUUUAUUAAAGAAUCAACUGUUAAAGAAAUGCUUAAGUGAACGGUUAGGCAAUAUUUCGCCCAGUACACCUCGAUAUGAAUCGCAGUUAGAAGUCGUGCGUAUUAGCAUUUCAUGUAGUUGCCAUUCUCUACUAAAAGGCGAAGUUUGCUCAGAGUUAGAUGAUGUCGAGGCACAACGUUGGACAGAAUUUAUGGGCAAUGAUUGUCAUGGAUUCUAUGCCAAUUAAAAAAUAUAUAUUGCUGGUCAAUCAUUUAUUUUUGCUAGCUGCGAAAACACUAAUAUUUUAAGUUAUU
Teleopsis dalmanni is the source of this 3261-nucleotide messenger RNA. RefSeq lists its product as uncharacterized. The transcript has 8 exons. Bases 276 to 3194 code for a protein of 972 amino acids. The record is from RefSeq and is a predicted model, not a curated record. NCBI's taxonomy places the organism in Eukaryota, Metazoa, Arthropoda, Insecta, Diptera, Diopsidae.